AUUAAAAGAAAAAGCAGGAAAAAAAACCCCACAUAUAAGCAACUCUGAAAUCUGACUUCUCAAUGUACUCUGGCAUUUUCUUAGCAAUGAGUAUGGAUGAGACGUAAACAAGAUCCACACGGGACAAAACGGUGUAAAGAUUUAAAUCUUAGCACACAGGUAGGGUAGGUAGGAAGCACUACCGGCUAUCCACACGACCAUUAUAAUGCCUUACUCUGCGCGGACCUAAGCCUCCUUGGCUUUAGGCGUUAAGGACAACAUUCUGCCCGUCUCUCAGUCGCGGUACUGCCCACCAAGCAGCCGGUUUCUCGGCGGCUGGGGACAGAUGUCCCCAAGCCUGUCCUGAUCACCCACCCGGGGCUGCAGUGCGUACGUCUCCUCCAAAGCCCAGAGAGACCCACAGCGGCGCUAGGACCGUGGGCCGGGCUCUGCACACAGCAGCCAUCCUUCCAGUUCCUGCGGACCACAGCACGCCGUCUCCUCGCCCAUCAGCUCCCCUCACUCGCAACCUUGUCACCGACGCGCCGGGCAACAGGCAGGACAGCCCGAGGAAGAAGGAUGGAGAGAGAUUUACAGAGCCCAGAAACCACACUCACCAUCUUGCUUCUACCGGCGAGGCCAAAGAGACCGGAAGAGAAAGCACCCCCGCCACUUCCUGUGGAUAAGCUUCCGCCCAGGAAACUACUUCCGGCGGGUCUUGGUGCAGCCCUAUCAGGCCUCGGGUGCGGAGGUGUAGUCUCCCGGGCGAGAGAGCCAGGGAGCCGAUUGGGCUGCAACACCGGUAGGGGGCGUGCCUGGCGCUGUGGCUCCGCCCUCCCCAGCGGCCCGCCUCCUGGUUGGAGAGGGUUUCUGGCGGUGUCGGGGCUGCUGCGGUGUUGGCAGUCCGUCUGGUUUCCGGUCCCGGGGCUCGAGGGGAGUCAGACACCCAGUGCGUGGCGGCGCCCCUGGCGGUUGUGCAGUGCUGGGACUGGGAUCCCGAUCCGGGAAAGCCAGCCUUCCCAGGAAGCAAUGGCUACAGAGGGUGCUUCCUCAGAACUCAUAGAAAAAAAACGUACGAAGUUGCUCAGUGUCCUCCAACAAGAUCCGGACUCUAUCUUGGACACGUUAACCUCUCGGAGCCUGAUUUCUGAGAAGGAGUAUGAGACUCUGGAGGAAAUCACAGAUCCCCUGAAGAAAAGUCGGAAGCUGUUAAUUUUGAUACAGAAAAAAGGAGAGGACAGCUGUCGGCGUUUCCUCCGGUGUUUGUCUAAUGCCUUUCCAGAGUCAGCGUCCACAGUGGGCUUCAAGCACGAAGUUCCACGGCAGGAAGCUGAAGAGACUGUGGGGGUGAACAGGAAUUCUGAAGAUCCCCUUUCUCUUGGGACAAUAAUCCCGGAGAUAGCAGAGCUCUCAGAAGAGAAAGAAUGUCUAGAUCUGAGAGCUUUGAAGUUCUUCACCUACAAGGAAAGUGGCCACAGGGAACUUGCAGUAUCCUCCCGGGAGAACCAGGAAGGGCAUGGGACACCGCAGGUCACGGCUCCCCAUUCAGUCAAAAGAGUUGAGUAUGAAGUCCCAGCAAGUAUCACCUUCUUAAGCAAUGGACAGAGAUACGAGGAGCCAGAUGAUUCGCUGUACUUAGAGGAAGGGGAACAUCAAGAGUACCUUGGGUUCCCUGAAGAUGUCGAGACUGUCUUGGAGGAAGAGGCCGGCAAGGACCCACAGUGCUUUGUAUAUGAUAAUGAAGAGGAAUGGGAGAAUGAAGAGACCAUGGGGUUCUCCAGUGAAGCCAGUAGCUGUUCAGAGAUCAAUUUCUCAUUGGAGGAGGAGGAGGAGAAAAGCGCUGAAGAGAGAAAAAGAGUAUUUCAGCAUGUUCUGUCUUGUUUGAACAUGGAUAGAAGCAGGAAGCUUCUCCCAGAUUCUGUGAAGCAGUUUUCCACAGACCGAGGACGUGAGUGGACACCCGAGACCCCAGGGGACUUAGCUUGGAAUUUCCUGAUGAAGGUUCAGGCUUUAGACUCGACAGCCAGAGAUUUUACCCUUAGGCACAAGAUGGUGGAUGAAGAGAACAAAGAACUGCUGCUGGCUAGAAUGGAGAAGUUAGGAAUUGGAGACGCACAAACCAUCCAUCCCCUGGAUGUCCUCUGCGCCUGCAUGCUUUGCGCAGACAGCUCUUUGCAACGUGAAGUCAUGUCAAAUAUGUACCACUGCUGCUUUGCUCUUCCCCUGCUACUGCCAGAUGCAGAGAACAACAAAAGCAUCUUAAUGAUGGGGGCCAUGAAGGACCUAAAGCAGCACGCAACGCAGUCCUCAGGCGGGCCCCCCAGGGAAACAGACGCGUCUCUGAGUCUCAUGAAGAUGCCUGUCAUCUCUUUUGUGCGACUGGGACACUGCAGCUUCUCCAAGUCCAGAAUUCUGAACACACUGCUCAGCUCCUCUCGACAGAAACCACACACGUUUUUCCUCCGUCGGGACCUGUCGGUCCCUGUGCUGCCUCGGCAAAUUUCUGAUGGCCUGGUGGAAGUGAUGUGGCACUUUCCCGACGAUGCAGAGCUAACGGUGAGCCCACACGUUUUCCAGAAACCUGUUGCUGUGGCCAACCUUCGUGGCGAUCUAGAAAGCUUUUGGGUGCAAUUUGGGUUUCUGGUGGAAGUUUCCUCCGCUGUGUUCUUCCUCACAGACUGCCUCGGGGAGAAGGAGCGGGCCCUGCUGAGGUUCUUAGGAGACGAUGCCAUUGAAAGGUGCUACGUCAUCCUCAGUCCCCAGGCCAAGGAGAGUGAAGAGGCUCAGAUUUUCCAAAAGAUCCUAAAACUGAGGCCAUCACAGCUACUGUUUUGGGAAGUAGAGGAAGCCGGGGAUAGAAGGAGGGCUAUGGAGGCCCUUCAAGCUGCCCUCCAGGAAGUAAUGUCGUCUCCACUCAAAUGUGUGUCCCUUGAAGAUAUGGCCUGUCUGGCCAGGGAGCUGGGGAUUCAGGUAGACCAAGACUUUGAAGUUAUUCAAGAUACUCAAGUUUCCCCCAGAACAAUUGAAGGUGAGAACCAGCAACCACAGAGUCAGACAAAAAGCCCAUCUGAAAGCCGAACUCAGAAGCCACUCAGAGAGCCUGGAACUCAAUGUGAGGACAGCCAGAAUGCUGUAAUCUUCCAUCAGACUCCAGUAUUCAUGCCUUAUCCAGCACACCCAUGGCCCUUGCCCAUUGAAGCUGGAAGUAACUUUUACCAUGUUCCUUUGAGAGCCCCCCGGGCUAUAAGCUCCCACUUUAGAUCACAGCAGAAGGCUGAGUGGUUCUUUCCAUUCCCCCAUCAGAAUACAAGUGUUCACAGCAGAGGUCAAAACUUUGCUAUUAAAUACCUCCAACCCUGGAGAUUUUAUUCAAGGGAAAGAUUCACAAGAUGUUCAGCAACUCCUCAGCAGUAUCACCCGAAUGGACCAUUUGGGAGAUCACAGAGACAGGCUUCUCCUGUACAGACCCAUCCUAAGAGCAGGCAGAUGUCCAGAACUCUUGAGAGGUCUGGGACAGUGGUCUCUCGAGUAGGUCACGGACGUUCUCUUGGCUCACAAGCAAGGAGAGCUGCAGGGAAGCCACAACCUGAGAAAGCCUGUGCGCAGGGGCUGCAGCUGACUAAAGCAGCUGGAAAGUCUAUAAGGACACUGCCCCACAUUAAAUAUCCUCACCCUCAGCCCUGUCAGCCAGCAGGAGCCAGUCAAGAACGGAUAAUGCCAGUCUCUCAUCAAGGAGCCCAACAAACAACACAGGGAAGGCCUGCGGAUUUUGCUUUCAAACCAGGGUCUCAAUCUACAUCUGGGAGUAAACUUUCAUCUACCUCCCAGUCCAGCGCCCAUCAACCCAAAUUCCAGAGCAAACACUUCCAGCCUCAGCCGUUUCAACCCGUGCCUUCUCAGAAAAAACCGUCUCACUCCCGGCCCUCCCAAGCUAAACCCCCUCAUCUGGAUCCCUCUCAUGCAAACCUUACUCAGGGGCAGCCUUCCCAAGCUACACCCACUCACUCCCAGGCCUCCCAAGCUAAACCCACUCACUCUCAAGCUAACUCUCAUCAUCCACAUCCCUCCCAUGCUAAACCUUCUCAUCAGAAUCCCUCUCAUGCUAACCCUACUCAUCCGCAGUCCUCCCAUGCUAAGCCCUCUCAUCCGCAGUCCUCCCAUGCUAAGCCCUCUCAUCCACAGUCCUCCCAUGCUAAGCCCUCUCAUCCACAGUCCUCCCAUGCUAAGCCCUCUCAUCCACAGUCCUCCCAAGCUAAGCCCUCUCAUCCACAGUCCUCCCAAGCUAAGCCCACUCAUCCACAGUCCUCCCAAGCUAACUCCCAUCAUCCACAGGCCUCCCAAGCUAAGCCCUCUCAUCCACAGUCCUCCCAUGCUAAGCCCUCUCAUCCGCAUCCCUCCCAUGCUAAGCCCUCCCCAUCCCAGUCUACUCAGUGUAAGGCACAUAAAGCCCAUCAGUCCCAACCUAAGCCUUUUCAACCGAGACCCACUCAACCUAAAUCCUCGAAGACUAAGCCUUCACAGGCCAGGGCCUUCCACCCAAGAGCAGGGAGACGUUAAAGAACAUACUCUAGAGAUCUAGGAUGUGUGAUCUUUGCUUAAGCUAUUCUUCCCAUAUAACAGUCUGAAGAAAAGUUUCAGUGAAAGUGAUAAAAAUAGCCAAACAAAAAAAUAUGCAAAGUCUUAAGUGCAUAGCAGAGUUUCUAAGUGUGGGAACUGUGAAAGCAGUUAUCAGUAGGGUCUGGCUGGGCAAGGUGGCACACACCUACAGGGUUUAGCAUGAGGGCUGUGUCAUCCCAAUUCAGGAGAAGCAGGCAGAUCUCUGUGUGUAGGCCAGUCUGGUCUACAUAACAAUGACAUAGCAAGUUCUAGAUCAGCCAGAGUACAUAAUGAGACCCUGUCUGCACAGAAGGUUUGGAUCUAGCAUCAAACCAAAGAGUUCAGUCAGUAUUCCAGAAGACAUCAUUAAUUACACUCAGUGGGUUACCCAAACCAAACCAAACCAAACCAAACCAAACCAAACCAAACCAAACCAACGACUAACCCUCCUAAGGAGCGGGAAGGAGUGGGUAGGGGUCAGGCUGAGCAGGAAGGGAGAAGAGCUGAGGAUGGAUAUGAUCAUUGUAUACACAUAUGAAGCUGCCAAAUCAUACGUGCAAGAUGAGGAAAGAGCAGGAUCUAAGGAUACAUGAACUCACUGAGCCCAGCCCUCACUAUCCGAUGGUGUGGGGUUUGAACCCAGGGAGUGGAGUCUGUGUGAUUGUAAAAUGAUGAAAAUAUGGAGCUCACCUUAUCUCAGUGUUGAAGAAAAGCAGCUUCAGAGGUGCCUUGGUUUGGGUUUAUUAUCAGGCACUGAGCAGAUAGACAGUCUGCACCAUUGGUACAGUUAAAUCAGCUUGCUUCUGCUAACAGCCACAGUAGUCAUGCCUGAUAAUACUAUCUCAUUUAGCCCUUACACACAGAAAUAAUGAAUGUUCAAUAAAACAUACUUUUACAUUAACCUUGGUACUGAUUUGUGUAUGUUUCAUUCUUUAUAUAAUAGCUAAGAAAAUUUACCUCAUUAGAGGUCCUGAUAUUCUACUAGUCUAAUGGUUUGAAAUCAGAAAUGUGUUAGUGAGUUUUUAAUUUUAGAGUUAAUUGAAAAGAUUGAGAUGAAUUUAUAAAGGGUAUAAGCAAUGUUUGAGAGAGCUUAUGAUUGAGAGGGUUAUAAUUUUUGUAGACUCCUGUUGUUCUGAACAUUUGGGUAACUUCUGCUAGUUAGCUGUGUUAGAAGGAAUGUAUUUGAUUCAGAUAUUUAACCAGAGCUGCUUUAAGUUUUUAAGUGUCACCAAGUAUCAAUAAAAGGCUACAUUAGCCGAACAUGUUGGUACACAUCUGUGACCUUACAUGUAAGAGACUGAGGAAGGGGAAUCGAGGUUUAAGCCAGCAGCACAUAGUGAGACCAAGUCUCAGAAAACAAAAACAAGCCACCUUAAGUAGAUUUAAAAUUUUGCCUCAUUUAGAAAUAAAGUAAGAUUUAUAAAUU
Molecule: messenger RNA, 6001 nt
Organism: Mus musculus (house mouse)
Lineage: Eukaryota; Metazoa; Chordata; Mammalia; Rodentia; Muridae
Gene: Card6
Product: caspase recruitment domain family, member 6
Exons: 4
Coding region: 559-4536 (1325 amino acids)
Biological process (GO): regulation of apoptotic process
Source: RefSeq, a predicted model, not a curated record